Aspergillus pseudotamarii is the source of this 1197-nucleotide messenger RNA. RefSeq lists its product as uncharacterized. The transcript has 4 exons. The coding region runs from base 1 to 1197 and encodes 398 amino acids. The record is from RefSeq and is a predicted model, not a curated record. NCBI's taxonomy places the organism in Eukaryota, Fungi, Ascomycota, Eurotiomycetes, Eurotiales, Aspergillaceae.
AUGAGCUCUGCUCCACGGGCUUCGAGCCCAUCCCUAAUAUCGACUGCCCUACUGGCCGUCGCGAUCAUCUUCCCUAUCCUGGCGACUCUCGCCGUCGCGCUUCGUAUCUGGUCGAAUACUUAUAAGGCCAAGCGGCUAUUUGCAGACGACUAUGUCAUUAUGAUGGCCCUACUCUGUGCUUGGGGGGUCCCCAUUGAUGUUUACGUGGCGGCCGGGCUCGGGGGGAUUAACGAGAGUACCUUACCCUCGCUUGAAGCCGCGAGGGUCUUUCUCAGGGCCCUUUGGAUUGAGAUAUUCCCCCUGAUCGCAAGCUUGGUUCUUGUCAAGAUUUCUAUUCUCCUCUUCUACCGAAGGAUAUUCGUGACCCGCUGGUUCCAGUUCGCCGUUUGGGCCUAUAUUGCAAUUCUGCUCGCGUGGGGGAUUGCUUGCCUCGUAGCCCACACGGUGGCCGCGAACCCAGUCACCGCAGUGUUUAACCCACUGGCUGGCAAUCCACUUCGCUACAACUACAACCAUUUUACCAUCGCAGUGACGGGAAUGAGUAUGUGUUUCGAUUUGAUCGUACUCUGCUUUCCCAUUCCUGUGAUCCAUCGUCUCAUGAUAUCCACUCGGCAAAAGGUCCAACUGGCGGGCAUUUUCUGGCUGGGUAUCUUUUGCUGCGUUGCCUCGAUUAUUCGUUUCUAUUACGUCUACACCGAGGUCUACGAAUCCACGAGCUCCACCGGCACGAACCGCUACGCAACCGUGACUCCUGGCAUUACAUGGGGAACGAUUGAGCCCUGUACCAGCGUGAUCGCUGCUUGCCUCCCGACCUACGGACACCUAUUCAACGCCAGCUGGAAUAUUCCCAGCUGGGCUCGAAGUUUGUGGAGUCACGUUGCCAAGAGAGAUACUCUCCGUGGCGAUCACAGCAGGGGCUCUGUUCGGAAAUCUACGAUAAUCCUCACGAGUACUGACUCAUCACAUGACUCCAAUCAAUCAAACCGUGGGCACCCCUGGCAGCGGUUAGAACGUAAUAGAGGUGAUGGAGACAUGGAAAUGGGAAAUCUCACCUUCAAGGAUCAUGUCCCCUGGGCGAGUGAUGCGCAGCCAAUGAGUAUCCACGUCUCGCAGACUUUUACGCGGCAGGAACGGCCGGCCUCACCUCGGGACACUACGACACAGGGCAAACCCAUGGGAUAUGAAGGCAUGUUCUAA